AUGCCUGCACCUGGAGUACUCUCAAGACGGCCAAUACUAAACCUGCCCUUACAAUUAUCAUUUCGCUCCGCCCACAAUGGAAAAUUGGUACAGAGACACCUAUCUACCUACCGUCGCCUCAAGCAGCGAUUUAGGGUUAAGCCCGACAUAUCUUUUGGUCAAAAUGCCGUACAAGAGGGCUGCAUUAUUUAUAAUCCUCCCUCAAGUUCGCCUUCUGUCUACCGCACACCUACUAAAUUUCUUCCUUCUCAUGAUGCACGACGGCAGUUACGUGUGGACUCUAGCCUCAAUGUGCCAACCACUACCGGCAACCUUCCCCAUGUUUUCAAACCAUCGCAGAAUAAGAAAACCUUAACAGCAAAGCAUAUUGAGGAUAUGCGCCAGCUACGACUCGAAGAUCCAGUUACUUGGAGUCGGGGAAAAUUGGCCAAACGCUUCGGGUGCAACUCUCUUUUUGUUGGAAUGGUGUGCGAAGCUAGCCUCGAAAAGAAAGCAAUUCAGCGACAAGUACUUGAAGCUGUUAGAUCGCGCUGGGGCACUAGACGAGCAGUUGCUAGAGAAGAUCGUGAAUUACGGAAGGAAGUUUGGGCGAGAGAUCGUUGA
Ophidiomyces ophidiicola is the source of this 603-nucleotide messenger RNA. RefSeq lists its product as uncharacterized. Bases 1 to 603 code for a protein of 200 amino acids. Gene Ontology annotation, molecular function: structural constituent of ribosome. The transcript has a single exon. Gene Ontology annotation, cellular component: mitochondrial large ribosomal subunit. NCBI's taxonomy places the organism in Eukaryota, Fungi, Ascomycota, Eurotiomycetes, Onygenales, Onygenaceae. The record is from RefSeq and is a predicted model, not a curated record.